This is a messenger RNA of Lates calcarifer (barramundi perch), 6812 nucleotides long. RefSeq names its product nuclear receptor binding SET domain protein 2 (gene nsd2). Gene Ontology annotation, cellular component: nucleus; chromatin. The record is from RefSeq and is a predicted model, not a curated record. Gene Ontology annotation, molecular function: protein binding; histone H3K36 methyltransferase activity. Gene Ontology annotation, biological process: regulation of DNA-templated transcription. Lineage: Eukaryota; Metazoa; Chordata; Actinopteri; Centropomidae.
GAGCCUGGAGGGGGUUAGAUGGGAUGGACACUAAAGGUAGCUCUCUGCCUUCGAUGCCCGAACCAGCCAACCCGAUCAGCAUGAAGCAGCCGCCAGAGUCCCUUAGUGUACGGAAAGGUCGGGGGGACAUGAGCAGUGACCCUGCUCUGCUAAUGGACAAAGCUGCUGCCCAGCUGGCCGCCACACUACAAGACGGCGUCCUUCAGACGAUGGCCGGCCACAGUCAUAACAACCACAGCCACGAGAGGCUCAAAGACCUCACCUCCCGUGUGCUGAAUGGGGACCAAGACGCGCUGCCCAAGCUCUGCGCUCCAGAGCCACCCAUGCUGAAAGGUGCUGAAGCCCCUGCUACGAAUGGCACCCAUCAGCACAAUUGCACUCCUCACACGGAACCUGAACUGAAGGUGACAAUACCCCAGGUGGUCAAGCAGCCGCUGUUUGAACCAUGCUGUGCCAAUGGGACCAGUUUGGCCACGGCCACUGAAGGUACUAUAUCUGGACCCGAGAAGAGACAGGAUGCGAAGAAGAGGAGGGGGAGACCUAACAAACCAAAACCUCAACCAAACCUCGGCUCCUCUGUCAUCGCUGUGGAGCAACUUGACCACACAAAUGCUGUAGAUGGAGCUGGAGCAGCAGAUGAGCCUGAUCUCACCACAGAGACGACGGAGGAGGCUGCGGAGGCUGUGGAGGCUGCAGAGGCGUGUCCUUUGCCAACCCGUUUCUCUGUUGGCGAUUUGGUGUGGACAAAGGUGUCAGGAUACCCCUGGUGGCCUUGCAUGGUGACCACAGACCCAGAGUUUAGCAAUCACUUCAAACCGAAACAGAAAACAGCCAACAGCAGGUCAGGCCUCCUUUACCAUGUGCAGUAUUUUGGAGAUGCCCCGGAGAGAGGCUACAUCUUUGAGAAGAACAUGGUGUCCUUCACUGGGGAGGAUCAAUACCAGGAGCUCAGCCAGGGCAACAAGCAGGCAGCCUCCCGCGUCAUCCACAAAAAGACUGCUCCAUCUGUACCCCGCAAACUCCAGGCACAGUGGAACAUGGGAGUCAUUCAGGCCAAGGAGGCGCUCAGCAUGUCGCUGGAUGAGCGCAUGGUGAACUUUGCAUUUCUGUACGAUGAUGACGGGCCUCACCUGAACCCCCACAUCCUGGAGAAGCUGAAGCCAAAACAGAGCGACAAGAUGAACCAGGAAACGGAGUCAAGACUGAGCCCUAGAUCUCCCCUCACUGCUGGUAGGCCCCGCUAACGACCCCUCAGCCGUUCCCCCCUCACUGUACCUCAGAAGAAAAAGAGAAGACCCAAACAGGCUCAGUCUCCCACCAAGACUGUGAGGAGAAGGAAAAAAUCUGCAACAGACAACUCCUCUGACCCCGUGAAGAAAAGGAAAUCAAAGCUGGUUUCUUCGACAGAUGAUGUUUCAGAGCCAGUCUCACUUCCAGUUUCAGUUCCAGUCAAGAGGGAGCGAAAGAAGACCUCUAAAAGGCAGCUAACAGACGCUGAAGCAGACAAGGACCAGCAGCCGAAAAAGAGACGCAAAAUGAGCAAAGAUGCUGAAAAACAGGCUUCGACUUCAGACGGAACAGUCAAAAAGCGGCGAUGGAGGAAGAAAACUGACGACGACGUGAAAGAAACCAAGAGACGACAGAAAAAGUCAAAAGAUCCUCUUACUGAUGACCAAGAUGCAGAGAAACCAAAGCGUAGGAGGAAAAGGAAACAGGAUGGAGAGAACCAGGCCACGCCUGCUAAGGCAAAGAAGAGGAGGUCCUCCCCGUGUCCUGAUCCUGAGGGUUCUGGGAGUGAAGGACGUCCUGAUUCUCCGAGUGACAGCUUAGACGGGACAAAGAAAGGUGAACGGAAGAAGGAGUUCGUCUGCCAGAUGUGCGAGCAGGCUGGUGAGGACUUGGUGCCCUGUGAAGGUCAAUGUUGUGGGAUGUUUCACCUCCACUGUCUCGGUCUGUCCCUCAAACCUGACGACAAGCUGCUGUGUCAGGAGUGCAGCACAGGAAUUCACUCGUGUUUCACCUGUAAGCAGUCGGAGGGCGAGGUGCGUCGCUGCCACGUCCCACACUGCGGCAAGUUCUACCACGAAGCGUGCGUCCGCCUCAACCCCCUCACGUUGUUCGACAACAAGGGCUUCCGCUGCCCGCUCCACACCUGCCUGAGCUGCCACUACGGCUGCCGCACCAAGCACAAAUCCACCAAGGGUAGGUUAAUGCGUUGCCUACGCUGCCCGGUAGCGUACCACGUCGGUGACCCGUGUGUGGCCGCGGGCAGCGAGAUGAUCACCAACACCGCCAUCAUCUGCACCAACCACUUCAACGCCAAGAAGGGCUACAGCCACCACAGUCACGUUAACGUCAGCUGGUGUUUCGUCUGCUCCAAAGGAGGGCAGCUGCUGUGUUGUGAGUCCUGUCCAGCAGCUUUUCACCCCGACUGCCUGAACAUCGCGAUGCCUGACGGGAGCUGGUUCUGCAACGACUGCAGAGCCGGAAAGAAACCCAAAUACAGAGACAUCAUCUGGGUCAAACUAGGAACAUACAGAUGGUGGCCUGCAGAGAUCCACCACCCGCGAAACAUACCCACCAACAUCCAGCACCUUCGCCAUGAGAUCGGAGAGUUUCCCGUCUUCUUCUUCGGCUCCAAGGAUUACUUCUGGACUCACCAGGGCCGAGUGUUUCCCUACAUGGAGGGAGACAGGGGCAGCAAGCAUCAGAGGACUGGCAUCGGCAAAGUUUUUAAGAACGCUCUGUUGGAGGCCGAAGCUCGGUUCAAGGAGAUAAAAAUGAAACGAGAGGCCAAGGAAGCGCAAGAGAACAGCCGGAAACCACCGCCGUACAAAUUUAUCAAGGUCAACAAACCAGUCGGCAAAGUUCAGGUCUACACCGCAGACAUUUCCGAGAUCCCCAAGUGUAACUGCAAACCGACAGACGAGAGGCCGUGUGGGUUCGAGUCCGAGUGUCUGAACCGUAUGCUUCAGUACGAGUGCCACCCUCAGGUGUGUCCCAGCGGGGAGCGCUGCUGUAAUCAGGACUUCACCAAACGCCUUUACCCAGAGACCAAGAUCAUCAAGACUCCCGGAAAAGGCUGGGGCCUGGUCUCCCUGCGGGACAUCAAGAAGGGCGAGUUUGUGAACGAAUACAUCGGAGAGCUGAUCGAUGAGGAGGAGUGCAGGGCGAGGAUUAAGUACGCCCAAGAAAACAACAUCACGGACUUCUACAUGCUCACCAUCGACAAGGAUCGAAUCAUCGAUGCUGGUCCAAAAGGAAACUACUCUCGCUUCAUGAACCACAGCUGUCAGCCCAACUGUGAGACGCAGAAGUGGACGGUGAACGGCGACACCCGGGUCGGCCUGUUCGCCGUCUGUGACAUCCCAGCAGGGACUGAGCUGACCUUUAACUACAACCUGGACUGCCUCGGCAACGAGAAGACCGUCUGUCGCUGCGGCGCCCCGAACUGCAGCGGUUUUCUCGGUGAUCGUCCUAAGAACUCAAACGGCCAAACAGCCGAUCCCAAAGGGAAGAGGUUGAAGAGAAAGUACAAAAAGAGGAAAAGCGAGGGAAAGAAAAAGUCGGAGGACGAGUGUUUCCGCUGUGGAGACGGAGGGCAGCUGGUGCUCUGUGACAAGAAAACCUGCACCAAAGCUUAUCACCUGUCCUGCCUGAACCUCACCAAGAGACCCUUCGGCCGCUGGGACUGCCCCUGGCACCACUGUGACGUCUGCGGGAAAAACUCUGAGGCUUUCUGCCAGCUCUGCCCCAACUCCUUCUGCAAGGCUCACCAGGAGGGGGCGCUGCGCCCCUGGCCUCCCACGGGACAGCUGUGCUGUCUGGAGCACGACGAGCUGGAGGGGACGGACAGCCAGGAUCAGGACGUCAACCUGGAGACGACCGCACCGACCGCCACUACUGCCGCCAUCGCCGGCCGUCCUCCCAAAGGCUCCAGGAAGGCAGAAGGAGCCGAGGCCAAAACAAAGGGCUCUAAGAGGAAAGCAGCGGAGGCCUAAAGUGACCUUUGACCCCCCACCCACCUCCUCAGAGAGCCAAAACACCAAACUAGACUCUGACACCUGCUUCCUCCCGUUCAUGAACAAAUAUGAACCCCUCGUAAUAAUUUCUUCAGGAUCACAGAAACCAAGGCACUGUACAUCUUCGUCAUCAGGGAAAGCCGCUGAUCUCUCACAUGCUCGGCAACGACCUCUAGCUCGCCGCUCAGACUUUUCUUGUUUUUAUUUUAUUUUAUUUUUUUAAAUAACAUUUUCAGGUUUGUUUUUACUUGUCUGCACUGAGGCGAACCAUCUGUGGUAAAGCACAAAACAGCAGAGCGAGCGCAGGUCAGGAAACUUUGGCUUGUGGAUCCUAACUCUUCAUUCUUCUUCCACCAACCAGACUGCCUUUUGUUUUGUUUUGUUUUGUUUUGUUUGUUUUACUGUUGUCUUUGUUUUUUGAUUAUUUGAUUUUUAAAAUAACAAAAGAAACCAGUGGGUUUCUGCAGAAACAAACUGAACCAGCCUGAAGUAAUGCUGAGCGGCAGCGUCACUGUCUGCUAACUUGAAUCUCAGUCACCUCCCACCCCCUCACUCAACACGGAUGAUCUUGAACAGCAGAGUUUUAUAGCUAUAUCUAUAUAUGUGUAUAUCAAAGACCAAAAUUAUGAUUACUGGAAUAGUGUAAGACAUCAAACAGGUUGCCAAAUGGAUUGUUUUUAUUUUUAUAUAUAGUAUAUAUAUGCCAGAUGUAAUAUCAAACACCAAGACACUAUGGAUAGGCCUCAGAUGACCUCUUUACUUUGAUUUCGUAGCCAUAGGUUACAUUUAACUGUAGACAUGUUUGCUAUUUUACAACCUGUUAUUUUUGUUUUAGCUCAGUUUUACGUUUUAGAAUUUUUUUUUUUUUUUUUUUAUCAGGAUGCUGAACAAUGGCGCUACAAACCGUUUAUCUACCUGCCCGUCUGUCCAGAGAAUGAGGGAUUAACAGAAAGUAUUAAACCCAGGAGAACGCUCUUAAAACUGCCGUCUGACAUAAAAACACUACUGGGAGGUUUAAAGGGCUUUGACACACUCUGAGUAAAAACCAGAUAAAUGAAGGAAUGGCAGCGAUUCUCUUGAACCUUUUUCUAAGUUUAAGUGUUGAGUCUUAACCUUAAGGUGCUGUUUGUUUGUGUUUUCCACUGAAGUAUCUGAAAUCUGAGGUACAAAGAUUUUUCUUUAACGUAUAAACACACAUCAUGCUGUUUGGAAUCUGAAGGCCUUUCAGUGUCACUAGCCGUUGCUUGUCAUUGGUGAUAAAGUCAUCUGUAGUUGAGGGUUUGAAACGAAGACCUCAGCUUUUUUUUUUUAAAUUCCUCUGGAGGUUUUUAGUCUGAAAACUGCUUCCUGCCUGUUGUUUAAUACUUUAACAUGAGCUAACGGCACACUGGCUAACACCUUGUGACUCAAAAUUUCCCUAAACCUUUCAUGUCCUCACUUGACAAAGCAUUAUAAGGACUGAGGCUUGAGACAACUACAGAGCACUGUGGCCAUUUUCAGACGUUAGACUCAGCUCUGUGCUGUUUUCUUAGAGCUCCAGCUGCACUUAAUUCUCAGCUGUACAUUUAUAGAAAAACCACCAGAGUUACUAACCUCAGACUUUCUAUGUAAUCACUCAAAAAGCUGAACUGCGUGUGCAUGUAAUAGGAGCUGCUUAACUCUCUUAGGUUACCAACUUAUCAAUCAGCACAUGUAUUUGAAAGUGAUGGAGACUGGCUGGAAACCAGCUCCACCUUCUUCAGUCUGACAAAACGAGAAUUAGAACAUUUCACAGAUCUGAAAAUUCAAAAAAAGAAAAAAAAAAAAAGAAGAAAUUAUUUUGAGCAGCAAAAUUAAAGUGACCCUUAAGGUUCAUCUCAUGAUUCUUUGUGAGGGUGCUAGCGUGUCCCAUCUUCAGACGCCAUCAGUGCAUACAUCUGGAAAAGAUGAGCUUAAAGUUGAUUAAACUGGAGCUGUUACAGUAACACCAAGCUGAGUCUGGAAUGUUCUAAAAUGGCCACCGUACUUGGAGCUUUGAAACCAUCUUAAAUCAUGGUCGGCUCGGGUGACAAGAACACAAAAGCUGAGUAUUGUAUGUUUCUCAAAUAAUUGUUUUUGACUGAAUCUGUUACAUUUAAGAGUUAAUAUCACCAGUCUCUGUUUUUUUGGUUGGUUGAGAUUGUUCCACUAAUACUGAGGCUACAGACGUUUCUUGUGCCUUUAAUUUCAUAUUUAACAUUGACAAAAACAAGUGUAGGACUAUUUCAUCUCGAAUCCAGGCGUUGUUUUAUCUGAAAGCCACUCUUUUUCUCUCUUUUUGAGAUCUGUAAAACAUCUCCAAAAACCAGUUUUGACUUGUACAGACACGACAUGAGGCUGUUUUUGUAACUGCACCUUUUUGGUUUAUUUUUGUUUUCAUUUUUCCCAGGGCAUGUGAAUGGGACAUGUCCACAGGUGCAGCAAAGUUAUGAGUAUCCUGCAACUUUCUACAUUACGAUCUUCAUCCUAACCUUGAUUUGUGUUGAGUGAAUGUAGUCCAGCCAGUUAUUUUUGUAAGCACUGUAAUUCCCUGUAGAGCUGAAGUGUAAUGUGUGCGUAGGGGUUUCAUUCUGUAACUACUGUCAUAGUAAACCAGAGACUAAUAUGUACAUAAUGUAUAAGUGGUAAUAGUGAUGCAUCUAUUGUAAAUAUCAUACAAUUUCUCUGACAUUGUAUGUUUUUGUUUUUUUUUCUUGCUGCAGUGCUGAAACACUUUUUUGUGCAGGUUCUCACAUCUGUUGAAUCGUGCAAUAAAAAGUGAUCGAACAUGCA